GAGGGCCACGUGUUAAUGCUCUCCCUUUUAGAAACACCUGGAAGGGGCCUAGCAAGAGUCCUUUGCUUCGGCUCCAGCUCCCCAUGCAUGCUGCAGAGUUACUUUGCAGCCUGCGAGGAUGAGACCCCAGCAAUUAGGAACCACGACAAAGUCCUGCAACGACUCUGCGAGCACCUGGACCAUGCUCUGCUUUAUGGGCUGCAAGAUCUCUCUUCGGGCUACUGGGUGCUGGUCGUUCACUUCACCCGUAGGGAAGCCAUCAAGCAGAUAGAGGUACUUCAGCAUGUGGCCACCAACCUAGGGCGCAGUCGAGCCUGGCUGUACCUGGCCCUCAACGAGAACUCCUUGGAGAGCUACUUGAGGCUGUUUCAGGAGAAUCUGAGCUUGCUCCACAAAUACUAUGUCAAGAAUGCCUUGGUCUGCAGUCAUGAUCACCUGACCUUGUUCCUUACGCUGGUAUCUGGGCUGGAAUUCAUCCGCUUUGACUUGGAUCUGGAUGCUCCUUACUUGGACCUAGCACCCUAUAUGCCAGAUUACUACAAGCCUCAGUACUUGCUGGACUUUGAGGAUCGCCUACCCAGCUCCGUCCACGGCUCAGACAGCCUCUCCCUCAACUCCUUCAAUUCAGUCACCUCGACCAAUCUGGAAUGGGAUGACAGUGCCAUUGCUCCAUCGAGUGAGGGAACUUCCAACUACUCUGGGAAUGUAGGUGGAGUUUGGGAUUUUAGGUGGAGCUUGAGCAGAGGACAAGUUGCCCCCCUUAAUCAGACCCUUGGCUUUGCAAACACUAAUGAAUCAAACAUCACAAUACCUCGGGGAGAUUAUGAUUUUGGAGAUGUCUUUCCAGCAGUGCCGUCCAUGCCCAGCAAAGUCUGGGAAGACGGAGACCUCACGGAUACUCUCAGCUGCCCGCGCUCCGUGGCCUCUGACACGAACGGCAGCAAGGUUUCCAUGAAGAGCCCGACGCAGCGCUACAACCCCUUCAACGAGGAGAAGGCCGAAGUGGUGUCCUCCAGCGAGACCACCCCAGUGCAUGCCGCCUCCCAGGAGAGGGUGGACGCAGCCACAGAAGGCACGGACCAGUCGGAGAGCUGCACAGAGCUGGAAGUCAUCAGAUUAGCUAAAAAGAAGAAGACGGGCAAGAAAAAGAAAGUGAAAUCAGAGGAAGCGGUGAAUCCUUCCCCCUCUGCUUCUGCUGAGUCCAGUGGGGACAGUGGCGUGAACGGACUGAGUGACGGUGCUGAGCUGCAGAAAGGCAGCAGCCCUCCCUGUCCAGAGGCCGUCGAGGGCCAGGAGAGGCCGGAAGAAAGCGGCGAGCACUCGGCCCUCAGCCAGCUGGGCCUGCGGAUCCCGGAGAUGAAAGACACCUCCAUGGAGAGCGUGGGGCAGCCGCUGAGCAAGGUGAUCGACAAACUGCACGGGCAGCUGGACCCCAGCAGCUGGACCGCCAGCGUUGAGCCCCCCGAUCAGUCCUUUCGGACCGGCACGCCAGGGGAGACCCCGGAUGAGCCGUCCUCUGGCGACUUUAGUGAGGGGAUUUCAACCCCCAUGGACUUCUACCGCUUUACCGUCGAGAGUCCAAACGCUCCUGCACCAGGUGGUGGCAACCAUGACCCUGCAGGGGAUGGCCAACCGUCGCAUGUUCCUGGUAGCCCUGAAGCUGCUGGACAAGAGGAAAAAGGAGGAGAGGGAGAAGUGGCUGGGGCCAUAGAGGACUCCCAAGAGGGGGUGGCUAAACCCCAAGCCCGGGAGGCUGAAACUGCCAGUGCCGAGGCACCCAGCAAGCCCAAGAGAGACCAGCCCAGUCCCUCCCUGAGCAGCGCUGAGGACUCUGGGGUGGAGGAGGGCCAGGGCAGCCCCUCAGACACGGCCCAUCCGUCGGAGUUCAGGGUGGAUAACAACCAUCUGUUGCUGCUGAUGAUCCAUGUCUUUCGGGAAAACGAGGAGCAGCUGUUCAGGAUGAUCCGAAUGAGCACGGGGCACAUGGAGGGGAAUCUCCAGCUCGUCUAUGUCCUGCUGACGGACUGUUACAUUUACCUGAUCCGGAAAGUUCCUCACACUCCCCUGUGUCCUGUGCCAGGAGCCGCGGAAAAGCCUUACCUGGUGGAAGAGGCCGUUUCCUACAAUGAGCUUGACUACGUCUCGGUCGGCCUGGAUCAACAGACGGUAACGCUGGUCUGUACCAAUCGGAGGAAGCAGUUCCUGCUGGACACCGCCGACGUGGCCCUAACAGAAUUCUUCUUGGUCUCUUUGAAGUCAGCCAUGAUCAAAGGCUGCCGGGAGCCACCGUAUCCCAGCAUCCUCACUGAUGCCACAAUGGAGAAGCUGGCGCUGGCUAAGUUUGUGGCCCAAGAGUCCAAGUGCGAGGCUUCUGAAGUGGUCGUGCGCUUCUAUGGCCUUGUACACUGGGAGGACCCCAUGGACGAAGCUCUGGGACCAGCUCCUAGCAAUUACACUUCUGCUGAGAACUCGGUCACAAAGGAGGGCAUCCUGCAUUACAAAGCCGGGACCUCGUACCUGGGCAAGGAGCAGUGGAAGACCUGCUUUGUGGUGCUCAGCAGCAAUGGCAUCUUGUACCAGUACCCAGACCGCACCGAAGUUACGCCUCUGCUCUCUGUGACCAUGGGGGGGGAGCAGUGUGGUGGGUGCCGACGGUCGAACACCACGGAGCGACCCCACUCCUUCCAGGUGAUCCUGACCGACCGCCCGUCCCUGGAGCUGAGUGCCGAGAACGAGGAGGAGAUGGCAGACUGGAUGCAGUACUUCUGCCAGGCUGUCUCCAAAGGGGUUAUCCCGCAGGGGGUGGUGCCCGCGCCCUGCAUCCCUUGCUGCCUCGUGAUAGCGGAUGAGAAGGUCUUCACCUGCCACGAAGACUGCCAGACGAGCUUCUUCCGCUCGCUCGGCACCGUGGAGCUGACGGACGUCGCUGCCAUCUCCACGGAGGCGGGCAAGGAGUACUGUAUUAUAGAGUUUGCUAAGGACCGCGAGCAGUUCCUGCCCCCCUGGGUCCUGUACUUCAGUUGCACUACAGAGCUGGAGAGGUUCCUCUCGGCACUGAGCACCGUUUGGAAAAGCAUCUACCAGAUCGAUUUGCUGCACAAGGCCAUCCAGGAGGCCUCUGUCAAGAAGAAAUGUGAGGACGCCCUGAGCCUGAUCCACAGCGCCUGGCAGCGCAGCGACAGCCUGUGCCGCGGGCGGGCCUCGCGGGACCCCUGGUGUUAACCCGGCGUGGCGGGACACGCAGGAGGGAGGACGCUGCCGCGGGGGAGAGAGCACCCCAGGCUGUCGCAAGCACAUGCAACCUGCCGGCCGCUCUGUCACCUGGGAGCAGCGGGCUGGGCUGCCCCCACCGGACUCCACGCGCCCAGACCCCUGAGCCUCUGCAGCCAGCAGCCUCCCCGGGACACCCGGUGCCCAGGGACCUGCAGGCUCGAGGCAGCUGCUUCAGAGGCGGCCGGAUGGCAUUUCUGGCUCCUGCUCUCAACACGUGCACCGCAGAGGAAAGCCAGAGAGCUGGGCAGGCACGCCUCCCAGAGCAACCGAGUUUACAUUCUUCUGAGCACGGCUGCGGGGCACUCGGCACGUCGCUGUCCGUCGGCGCAGUCCGGUACUCGGCCUCUGCGAUCGCAGCAUGGGAGCUUGCACUCGCUGUCCAACCGAAGCCUUCGGACUGCACCACGGUACCUCGCUUCUCCGCUGCAUCGCAGGGAUCUGCCGGCACCGCGCCCCGACGCUGGGGUGCUUCGUCUACACCGCCCACGACCCGUGGCAGCUGCAGGGAGAUCUUUCCUCACGGGGUCUCGUGGCCGGGUCUGUGCUAUCCUCCAUCACCCAGCCAAGUUACUCUUACUGGAAUAAUAACCUACUAUUAACACGGGUGGACGGGGCGGGAGGGGGUGGGUCUGAGCAGCGGGUUGCUCAGGACGGGCAGAUGCACCCUUGGGCCGUGGGCCCAAGUGCCUGGACUGACUAGUUGUUCAUUUUAGAACACGUUAGGCUGUAACUGGUGAGACUGGAACACUAACUAGCUCCCGUGCAUGUUUGCUCCUCGCUAAUACAAUCGCAGAAUUACGCGCCGCUUCACCCCCACGGGGGUGUCUGCGGCAGGCAGCUCCCACGCGCGCACGCGGCUCCCUGCCCACCCUCCAGCGCCUGCCGCCACUUGCUGGGCGCUCUGCCUGCAACUGCUCUUCCUCUCGCUCUUUGCUCUUCAUAGAUCUCUGCCCAGGGCACGCACCUCUGACUGCAUCGCAGCCUUAAAACGCCACAGGGUGGAAGGCAGAGGCUCUUCCUCAGCCAGUCUCGCUGCUUUGGCUUUUUGGUUGUGGCCGGGGGUCUAAACUGGUGCCAAAAAAGCAAAGGUUGGGAGAAGUUGGACCAUAAUGUCCUGGUGGAUGUAACCUGGAACCGUGAGCAGCAUCAGAUGCGGUCCGUCCGCAUGCUCUGACUUGCCAAACACCUGGUGCUGGAGUUGUCAGGAGAGCUCACAAACAGGGACGGAUGAAACACGGGGGCAAAUCCAGGCACCCCGAAGGGUGGGAGGUAGGCAAGUGGGGGCUGAGGUUUUCCAAGCGUGUUGUGGGGGUUUAGACACUGCCUUCCAUUACUGGGAAUGGCAAGUGUGUCUAAAUCCCCUGGAUUGCUUUGCAGGUCUCAGCCAGAGAGAGGUGGCUAAAGGACUGGGGAAGCUGGGGGUGGGGGUGGCUUUACCUAUUAACCCUUUGUGUGUGCAGAAGGAAGUCCAUAGGAACUGGGGCCAUGUCACGUACCCUCUGCAGAGAGUGUUCUGGGGUUUUGCUUGAGGUUUUUUGUUUCUUUUUUUUAAAGAAAAAAUAAUAAUUUAGAGAUCUUCUAAUGUAAUAUAUGUUCACGGGGCCUUUUUCCAGGAGGUGACCUAUGUGACUGAAUGUAUGUGUAUAUACAUCCCCCCAAAUAAACACCCAUUGGUAACUCGGAGUCUGCCCGUGUCACUCCUGGCCCC
Messenger RNA from Alligator sinensis (Chinese alligator), 4981 nucleotides. It is a transcript of the gene PLEKHM2, whose product is annotated as pleckstrin homology and RUN domain containing M2. Gene Ontology annotation, molecular function: kinesin binding. The transcript is spliced from 21 exons. NCBI's taxonomy places the organism in Eukaryota, Metazoa, Chordata, Crocodylia, Alligatoridae. The record is from RefSeq and is a predicted model, not a curated record. Gene Ontology annotation, biological process: regulation of protein localization; Golgi organization; lysosome localization. Gene Ontology annotation, cellular component: endosome membrane. Bases 16 to 3222 code for a protein of 1068 amino acids.